AUGAAUUCUGGCCAAGGUGGUAUGGCUGCUCCCGUUGCACCAGAGGAUGCUGCACUAGAGGAUGUUGCACCAGAGGAUGUUGCACUAGAGGAUGUUGCACCAGAGGAUGCUGCACUAGAGGAUGUUGCACUAGAGGAUGUUGAACCAGAGGAUGUUGCACUAGAGGAUGUUGCACCAGAGGAUGCUGCACUAGAGGAUGUUGCACUAGAGGAUGUUGCACCAGAGGAUGCUGCACUAGAGGAUGUUGCACCAGAGGAUGCUGCACUAGAGGAUGUUGAACUAGAGGAUGUUGCACCAGAGGAUGUUGCACUAGAGGAUGUUGCACCAGAGGAUGUUGCACUAGAGGAUGUUGCACCAGAGGAUGUUGCACUAGAGGAUGUUGCACCAGAGGAUGUUGCACUAGAGGAUGCCAACAUCCUCUCCAGUAAUCAAAAAGAACCUAAAUCACAAGCUCUCUCAAAAUCUCUCACGCAUUCAAAGUCACUCCCCACAGCGUCCAUAAACGCUCACAACCACAACUACAACCUCUCGGCUCCUAGAACCAAGCCUCACAGUGCCUAUAAACUACCGUGUGAAGCAGGGAACGACGCCUCCCCAAGACAGACGCCUCACAGCGACCAUAAACUACCGUGUGAAGCAGGGAACGACGCCUCCCCAAGACAGACGCCUCACAGCGACCAUAAACUACCGUGUGAAGCAGGGGACGACGCCUCCCCAAGACAGACGCCUCACAGCGACCAUAAACUACCGUAUGAAGCAGGGGACGACGCCUCCCCAAGACAGACGCCUCACAGCGACCAUAAACUACCGUAUGAAGCAGGGAACGACGCCUCCCCAAGACAGACGCCACUAGACACAACAAGAUAUUGUCAGCGGAGAACCCAGAAAAAGCCACAGCGAGGUCACUGA
Procambarus clarkii (red swamp crayfish) is the source of this 909-nucleotide messenger RNA. The record is from RefSeq and is a predicted model, not a curated record. NCBI's taxonomy places the organism in Eukaryota, Metazoa, Arthropoda, Malacostraca, Decapoda, Cambaridae.